CUACUUUGAAUAUAAAUUUUCAAGAUGUUAGAAGAGCUUUUGAGAUUUUUUUGUCCAAUGUGAUUAAACUCUAUAAUCAUAGUUCCUUGAACUGUAAAGUUGGAGCAGAAAUUUGGCCUCCUGAUGAUGGGGAAUGGUUGGAUUUGGAUGGAGAAACGUGUUGUCGAGUUGUUAUAGAAUUUCUUGAUAACAAAAUUGUGAAAGAGUUGGCAACUUUGAUUCUGAAAGCUCAGAAGCUAGAGUCUUCUACAAUUGUGGUAGAUAGAUCAGGUUGUUGCGGUAUUGUUAAUGCUUGUGUUGGUAUUGAAUUAUCAGAUAAAGAACACAACAUUCUUGAUGAAAUGAAUGCUCUGGGAGGUAUUUUGGGUCUGGAUGUUCAUGUGGCAAUAUUGAAUGCUCUGUGCAAAGAGCAUAAAACUGCUGAAGCCACUCAACUGGUUAUGGAUAUUAGUAACUCGGAGCUUAAGUUGGACAUGGAAACAUAUUAUACUCUAAUAGAAGCAUCUAUGUCUAGUCAAGAUUUUCAAUCGGCUUUUGAUGGGGUAUUGUGUGACUUGAUUAAGCUCUAUGUCAUGAUUUAUAGUGCUCUCAAUGAUAAUGCUCGGAAUUUGCUUCAUGAUGACACAUUUGGGGUAAUGGGAUCUGUUGCGAGCUCUCUUGUUGAUAUGUAUGCCCACUGUGGAACUUUGAAGAAUGCAUACAAUAUAUAUAAUUGUGUUAGAAGCAAAAGUCUAAUUUUUUGGACUACCAUGAUCAAUGCGUAUGGGAUGCAUGGUCAUGGCAAGGAAGCCAUUUAUUUAUUCGAGACGAUGCAUGACCAAAAGAUUGUUUCUGAUCAUAUUACGUUUUUGGUUCAAGUCUUUGACAUUAAGGGUCAAAUGGAAACUGAUGAUGGGCUUGCAAACAAUUUGGAGAAAAUAUGUUUGCUUAUUGCAAUUGCAAUUAUUCAAUUGCAUUUAAAUGAAGCUACUGCGUUGUACAAGGGAAUGAACACAAGUGCAAUUAUUCAAUUGCAUUCAUUAUUGAAUUGGUUGGUCCAGCCUGAGCAUGAACACCGCAAAUGGUCUGCUGCAAUUUUCUUUGCAUUAAUCUCAAGUUGCCUACAUGUUAAUGAUCAUAAGCAAAAGUUUGGGAAUAUCGCAAGACUUGUUAAGGUGAUGUGUAGUAGCAAAAGCACCCUUGUCAAAGUAACCUGUGGGGUUAUCUUGCGGUUUUCUUGCCAUGAUCUUCUUAGCAGGGCUGAUGCCGCUGAUAAUUCUAGCACUGAAACAGACUCAGAAAAAGAUGUCAAAAAGGAACUUGCUUGGUGACAUAGGUAAGGCAUUAUUAUGUAUGAGAGUUUGGCAUAUAUAGUUAUUUCCCACCUAGCAGAUAUGAUAUAGAUACAAGUAUAAUUGCUGAGUUGUCAGAUUAAUGAGAAUUGUGAUAACUCUCUCAAAGAUAUCUGGGGUAUUGCUGGACUUGUUCUUGGUUUGGCAACCUGAUAUUCAAGAUGGAACAUCUAUUUGGGAUGAAGAUUGGACAAGUUGGAAGACAUUUCAGGCUUGAGGUCAAGCCUGUUCUUUGAGCGGGUGGAAAUAUUAGGACUCUUUAUCCCUUUACAUGGGCUAUUAUUGUUGUUUGGGCCUAUUUGCGCUUUUUCUUACAUGAGUCAACUACUUUUAGAUAUUUUCUCUACUUAAAUAGCUAAUAGGAAUUGUAACGGGAUGUAUUGGGAAAAGGUCCCUCAAGAAAAUUCAAUAAAAGUGUAGGUUUUUCUCUCUACCUACUUCUAAAGGCCGGUUUUUGGUUUCUGGAGAUCAUCCUCGUCCGGCGGCGCCUGGACGCACCGGCUGGCCUCUGGCCUCGCCGUCGUCUUGAGGUUGGCUGCCGGACGGGUAUUGGAUGGGCUAUUGCUCAAGGGAUGCAUCUGAUGGGGUUUGCUCGAGGCUUGUGGAUGGUCUGGCUGGGAUGGUGAUCAGAGGUGGUAGUCGUGCUAGCAGUUCCGGCAAUCGAACCUUGAUGACGGUGCCACCGAUCUGGCUGUGUGGUGGUGGGCUCGGGGUUGGUUUCUCUCCGUGGCGGUGUGGGUCGAGGCGGCGUGGCUUGUGCGGUUUGGGUUGUCGACGGUAUGCUCGUGGCGGUGCGGAUCGAGGGUGGGAUGCGUGGGCUGAGGCGGCAUGUCCGGCGCGGUUUUGGGUCGCAGGAGGUGGAUCGUGGGGCGUGGAUCGAGACGGGGUUGGUCGUGGCGGCGGACGAAGUUUUGGCCAGCUGGUAUGUGCGACGGGGACAGAGCUUGGCUGGCAGGUGGACUGGACCGGACCAAGCUAUUGGGCCUUGGGUGGACUUCUGCUUGAUGGAUAUCCCAUUUGGGCUUGAGUUUAUGGGCUGGGGUUUACCCUAGUCCAGUAGCUGCUAUGUUGGGCUAGGGUUUAGGCCCUUAGCCCAACCCUAUGUUUUUAGUUUUGUCUAAAUUCCAUAAAUUCCUUGUAUUAGGAACCUAGAUUUCUAGCGCCUCUAGCGUAGUACCAAAUGAGGAUCUCCGCUAUCUCUACGAUCUGAAAUGUAUAAUGAGUGUGUCUAUUUCUACGUACCACUGUGGGUACUACCACACCUUCUUGAUCUGUCUAGUUGAAGGCAGCAGAAGGGUAUGUAAUGGUCAUUCUGACAUGUGAUGAAUGCAACUAGCACCCCAUUUGGGUUUUGAUUCAAAAAAAAAAAAAGGAAUUGUAAAGGGAUCAUCGAAUAAUUGAACCAGUUUUAUUUGCUUAGUUUUUCCUCUUGUUUUCCUUCUUUCUCUUUUGCAACGAUGUCAAUUCUGGGCUUGGAUCCUGGGGAUCCUAACAGCUUGGAUCCAGUAGGUAGCUCGAUUGAUUUCAAGUUCAUCAAUGGAAUGGAAGCGGGGCCAAUGACAGACUGAGAAACAGUACCCUUUGACAUUCCACGGACUAUCCUCCAAUAAAUUUCGGGCUAGCUUUUCAGAGCCAACAGUGAGGCAGUAAGUAUUCUUCUUGAGUCUGAUAAUACGGAUCUCGCCAAUGGUUUUCCAGAUACCCAUAAGUAUAGCCUUGAUUUCCCCUAAUCCAGGCUCCUCAUCCGCAAUAAGUAAAACCAAGAGGUCAAUGCCAGAUUCCAGAUCAAGGAAGUCUGCACUCUGUUCAAAGUUAACAGACAUCGCUUCGAUAAUACCUUCAUCUUCAAAAGGAAUGUCAUCCUGGUCAACCGGAGAGAUGCCAUGGAAACAGACAGUAUGGAGAGACCCAAGUCUAACACAGACCCCACACGGGGUGGAGAGAAGUCUAAGCAGCAGACCACACAAAAGGAAGAGAGAGCCAAAGCUCUAACACAGACCACACGGAGGGGCGGGGAGACGAAGCUUUUAUUACAGACCACACAGAGGGGUAGGGGCCCGGUUGCAGAAAAUGGAAGAAGUCAAAGAUCAGCUGGAGAACUAGAACAGUUAAAUACGGAAAUAGCUAUGAUGCCCGUCUCCUUGACGAGGGGGCUUCUACUGUUAUGCUUGUGUAUAGCAGCGGCGACGAUGAGAACAGCAGAAGCAGCAGGUGGAGGAGGAUACAUGAAAUAUAAGGACCCCAAACAGCCCUUGAAUACUAGAAUCAAUGACCUACUGAGCCGGAUGACUUUGGAGGAAAAGAUUGGCCAGAUGACGCAGAUAGAGCGCAUUGUUGCUUCAGCUGAGGUCAUGAACAAGUACUACAUUGGGAGUGUGUUUAGCGGCGCUGUGAGUGUGCCAUCAGAAAAAGAUUCAGCAGAAACUUGGGUUACAAUGGUGAAUGAUUUUCAAAAGGGUUCUCUAUCAACUCGCCUUGGUAUUCCAAUGAUUUAUGGUAUUGAUGCUGUUCAUGGCCACAAUAAUGUCUACAAGGCAACAAUCUUUCCUCAUAAUGUUGGCCUUGGAGCUACCAGGGACCCAGAACUUGUUAAGAAGAUUAGAGCUGCAACUGCACUUGAAGUUAGAGCAACAGGCAUUCCAUACGUCUUUGCACCUUGCAUAGCGGUUUGUAGAGAUCCAAGAUGGGGUCGUUGUUAUGAAAGCUACAGUGAAGACCAUAAGGUUGUUCAAGCAAUGACUCAGAUCAUACCUGGAUUACAAGGAGAUAUACCACCAAACUCCAGAAAGGGUGUUCCCUUUGUAGCAGCUGGAAAUAAAAAGGUUGCAGCCUGUGCAAAGCAUUAUGUGGGCGAUGGUGGAACAACCAAAGGCAUCGAUGAGAAUAACACUGUAAUAAACAGGCAUGGGUUACUCAGCAUUCACAUGCCACCCUACUAUAACUCAAUUGUCGAAGGUGUUGCAACCAUUAUGGUAUCUUACUCCAGCUGGAAUGGAGUCAAGAUGCAUGCUAACCGUGAUCUUGUCACUGGCUUUCUUAAGAAUACUCUCCGUUUCAGGGGUUUUGUCAUCUCAGAUUUCAUGGGUAUUGACAGAAUCACCUCACUAGCUUACGCCAACUACUCAUACUCGAUUACAGCAGGGAUCAAUGCUGGCAUUGACAUGAUCAUGGUUCCAUACAACUAUACGGAAUUCAUUGAUGGUCUAACUUUCCAGGUGAAAAAUAAAAUUAUUCCCACGAGCAGAAUUGAUGAUGCAGUGAGGAGAAUUUUGCGGGUUAAGUUUAUAAUGGGGCUAUUUGAGAAUCCGUUGGCUGAUCUCAGCCUUGUCAACCAGCUUGGCAGUCAGGAACACAGAGACUUGGCUCGGGAAGCUGUGAGGCGAUCGUUAGUUCUUCUAAAGAAUGGUGAAUCUGCAGACAAGCCAUUGCUACCCCUUCCCAAGAAGACAUCAAAAAUACUUGUAGCUGGAAGUCAUGCAGACAAUCUUGGUUAUCAGUGUGGUGGUUGGACCAUUGAGUGGCAGGGAUUGAGUGGCAACGAUCUCACACAUGGUACCACAAUCCUAACCGGUAUAAAGAACACAGUUGAUCCAGAAACCGAAGUGGUGUACAAGAAGAAUCCUGAUGCCGAGUAUGUUAAGUCAACUUAUUUCUCCUAUGCCAUCGUUGUCGUAGGAGAACCACCAUAUGCGGAGACAUUUGGUGACAGUUUAACUUUGACUCUCCCUGAUGCGGGCCUUAAAACCAUUACAAAUGUUUGUGGUGCUGUGAAGUGUGUUGUCAUCGUCAUCUCCGGUCGUCCUGUUGUGAUCCAACCAUAUGUUCCCCUGCUAGAUGCUCUGGUUGCGGCGUGGCUUCCAGGAAGUGAGGGCCAAGGAGUUGCUGAUGUUUUGUUUGGUGACUAUGGUUUCACCGGCAAGCUUUCUCGCACUAGGUUUAAAACCGUUGAUCAGCUACCUAUGAAUGUUGGAGAUCCACAUUAUGACCCUCUCUUCCCCUUUGGAUUUGGCCUCACAACAACACCCACCAAAGCCAACUAGGAAAUCGUUUUGCUACUCGUCAAUGAUUUUACGGGUAUAUGUGAGCUAAUGUAAUUGAUUUAGAAUCCCUUUUUUUAUCAGCAUAAAUUAAGCAAAUAACCUUUAAGGUUAAAUUUUCAAAAA
Rosa rugosa (rugosa rose) is the source of this 5494-nucleotide messenger RNA. RefSeq lists its product as uncharacterized. Gene Ontology annotation, biological process: glucan catabolic process. The transcript has 10 exons. NCBI's taxonomy places the organism in Eukaryota, Viridiplantae, Streptophyta, Magnoliopsida, Rosales, Rosaceae. The coding region runs from base 3215 to 5371 and encodes 718 amino acids. Gene Ontology annotation, molecular function: beta-glucosidase activity. The record is from RefSeq and is a predicted model, not a curated record.